Messenger RNA from Misgurnus anguillicaudatus (oriental weatherfish), 5995 nucleotides. RefSeq names its product SRY-box transcription factor 12 (gene sox12). Gene Ontology annotation, molecular function: RNA polymerase II cis-regulatory region sequence-specific DNA binding; DNA-binding transcription activator activity, RNA polymerase II-specific. Gene Ontology annotation, cellular component: nucleus. Gene Ontology annotation, biological process: camera-type eye morphogenesis; positive regulation of transcription by RNA polymerase II; brain development. NCBI's taxonomy places the organism in Eukaryota, Metazoa, Chordata, Actinopteri, Cypriniformes, Cobitidae. The record is from RefSeq and is a predicted model, not a curated record.
UGUCCCUACAAAGAGAGGGAGCAGGGAGGAGAAACGACAGACAAGGAUAGAGAGAGAGAGAGAGAGUGACUGAAAGAGAGAGAGAGACGUCUGAGAGGGUCUGCAUACGGUCUGCCCAGGACAGAAUGAUAAAACAGCAGGCAGGCAUUGGAGAGUAAGCUUUUUGUCAGCUGACAUCCACUACAGUUGCAACGGCAUAGGAGAUGCUGAUGUGAGAAACGCAAGAUCAACUUUGUAUGCUUUGCAUCACAAAAGGGCACUUUUUGUCUCUUCUGAAAAGGGCAGGAAUUGAUGAGUUGCCGCAUCUAAGAGCGUCUAGUCAUGGGUGACUGUAGGGAACUUACUGAAUAGAUUUUAGUGCUGCAUCAUGGUUCAGCAAAGGAGCCACAAAUACUCGUCAGUCAUGGACAGCGAUUCCACCAGAGAGGCGUUUGCGGGACUGGCAGCAGAUGAUGACGCUGAGGUGUUUGGACACGUACCGUCCAACAAAGACCCCAACUGGUGUAAAACCCCUACUGGGCACAUAAAGAGGCCAAUGAAUGCUUUCAUGGUGUGGUCUCAGAUCGAGAGGCGAAAGAUUAUGGAACAGUGGCCUGACAUGCACAACGCUGAAAUUUCCAAGCGUCUCGGAAAACGCUGGAAGAUGCUCCCUGAUUUCGAAAAGAUACCUUUUAUCAAAGAGGCGGAGAGAUUGCGCCUCAAGCACAUGGCCGAUUAUCCUGACUAUAAAUACCGUCCCAGGAAGAAGAGCAAGGGGUCCACUCCUGUGAAACUUGGGGAGAAGCUUCCUCUCAAAUCCAGCAAGUCCCAUUCGGGAAGAUCUACUAAAGGGCUUAAGAUCAAACCUGCUUCUUCCAAGCAUAGAAUGAACUUCAACAGCAAUAAAUACAAGAGCUACAGCGAGAGCAUAAGCGACGAUGACACAGUGGAUGUAGACUUGGAAAGUCCAGUGAUACUGCAAGAAGAUCACAACCAGACGAGACAUUUUGUCCUUCACCAGCAAGCUACCAACUCCUCUGAGGACCAGCAACCAGUACUUGAGCUCAGAGAGAAAGUGCCCAUCUCUCAAACCAGCAACAUCCAACAUCCAACUUCUGAUAAUGAGUGCCCGACUCCUCCAGAGCCACGGGGGUCGACCUCAGGUAGAUCCUCAACUCCGACCUCCACCAGCUCCUCCUCUUUGGUGUCCUCGGCCUGUUCAGAUGAGGAACUGGAGGAGGAACUCUUGCACAUCAUAUCUAACAGUAUUCCUAUGGACUGCUCCACUCUGGACAAGGACUUUGAAGCAUUUCAUGCCAACUCAGGAUCCCAUUUUGACUUCCCAGAUUACUGCACUCCAGAGGUGAACGAGAUGAUUUCUGGAGACUUGCUCGUACCCAGCAUCUCAGACCUAGUGUUCACUUACUGAAGUCCAAUGUAAUGUGACAGGGCCUGCAUAGCUGCCAAUUUGAAAUAUCAGAGGUCCUGAAAAUAUUUGGUCCAUGUCGUACUUGGACGAUUCCUUUUUUCCAUGUGUUUAUUUUUCUCAAUGAAUUCCAUAAGUGCUAUUGCUUUUCCGUUCCAAGCAUGUCACAUCUUGUUGGUUUAGCUAAGAGACACGCAGGCCUCUGCAGAGCUGCUCAGUAAAAUGCUCAGUUUAUCGAUUUCUAUGAAGAGACAUCCACAGACAUCAGCCGGGUGUAAUUUUCAGUUACAUGAAACAAAGUUUUAACAGCUGUCUUGAUGAAUGUUUUAAAGCUUACAUUAAUGUCUCUAAGCAUCUGAUGGGCAGCAAUAAAACUCAGAUCGGUUCCAGGCGAAGAUCUGUAUCUAUUUAAUAUCCAGUCAUGUAAUUUUCAUGACAGCUUAUAACAUUGAUAGUGCUGUGUUGCUACCCUUAAUCAUCUCCAUGAAGAGACGUCAAUGAAUGUUUCGAAAAUGUGCAGAUCCCCUGACGGUAUUCUUGCAUUAAUAUUAAAAAACUAAAUUGGAAAGGAUUAAAAGGAAAAGAUGAGUGAAAUCGUAAUGCGUAAUAAAAUUUGCAGCCUAUGUAACGCACACAGCACAGCAACCAUAAUGCGGGAACCUAGCCGAGAAUAUCACUGCAGACAUAAUUCAUAUCAUAUUUUUUAAUUAGGUAAUAGCACUUUCAUCGCCUCGCCAUUGCCGCAGACCGACGCACAUGUGUGAUUUAAAGGCAGCUCUGCAUUGGCCCUGCGUGCAGGUGGUUGUGUGUAUGCGAGUCUGUUGUGCCUGAACUGUGGACAGAGGGUUUGGGGUGUGGGGGUUACGAUUGGUUCUUUCAGGAAACUGUGCAUCUGUCCAUGCAGGCAGCAGCUUUUAUGCAGGGGUCGAACCCUGCGUUCACUGAGCGUCUGCUGGGGGUGGGCAGGCUUGGGGGGCCUCCUGCACCGGUUCACUAAAACGCGCUUAAUGUCUGCAGCCCGGCUGCAGCUGCCCCGAUCGGAGCGAGAAAUCUGUGUCUGCCAGCUGGCCCCCAUUGACUCUCUCAGGGAUUGUUUGUCUAGGUCCUAGUGCCUCCCGUAGGUAAUUCAUCUGUGAUGAUCUGUGUGUGCGUCUCUCUCACCCACACUCUCGAAGAAACCAUCUGAGGUGACAGAUUUCUCAUUGGGUUUCCAACAGGACCCAUCCCUUUUUCACCAACAAGCUCUUAAUAAUUUCAGCUCGGUUUGGCACAACAACAGUUAAACGAAGGGACAACAAACCCUGCAGUUCAUAUCUUACAUAAACUGCUAAUCCUCUUCAAUUCCUCAAGAUUCUGUGGCAUGGUGCGCACCCUCAGCUGAUAGCUGAAGACGUCAGAAUGAACCUGCUGGGUGGUUUAACCUCACUGUUUGGACCACUAAAUGACUACUUUUGUCACAUAGACCACAGUGGCAUACCUAGUUUUCAUCUCGCUGUGUUCCUUACUGUAGAAAAGAGCUGACUGAGAUAGUUCUUAUCAACUGUAUAACCGGUAUUUUAGAAAGUCUUAGUUUUACCAACCAGUUUUUAGUACAUACUGUAAAGUGACACCACAUACUGAGGUACAAUCACACACACACGUUAUUCAGGUAUCUGUACUUCAACUGAAAGUGAAACAUUUAUAGACAGGAAAGGAAACACGGUCUGUGGUACACGAGGCCUUCUUCAUAAAACGCAAACAUAUUUGAGGAAUCUGAGCAAUUUGUACAAAGAGGAGCAAUAGGCCUCAACAUAUAUGUAUAGUAAUGAAAAAUUUAGUGCUUUACAAUGGAAAGCAUUUAAAUGCUCAAAACCGUAGAAACCUUUUAGAAGGUUCGUGGACAUUUUCAUUUCUUUAAGACUGGAGCAAUGGACAGUAUUAAUUCAUAAUACAGUAGCAUUAGUUGUAUUAUGAAAAACCAAAAGUUUGCAUGCUUCAUCAGGAUAGUGAAAGAAAUUAAUAGGCUUGAGCCUUCAACAAUCAUCAGGGAAUUUUUUCAGGAAUGCAAUACAUUCACUAUUGUAAUCCAGAUCUUGCACACUCUAAAGGGGAUCGCACACCGGCCGCGCAGCUCAGCGCCGCGCCGUUCUAAAAAAAUUGAACACAUUGUUUUCUAUGAGUAUACGCACACCGGCGCCGCCAGGUGGCGCCUGUCCGCGCCACCCAGCUGUGACUCAGGAAGUUGCUCAAAUCCCUGUCGUGCCACACAGCACCACUCACAUAGUUUAACAUUAAAUAACAUCAUAUUUGUCCCAAAUCAUUAACGAUUAACAUUGGCUGCUAACGUAUAUUUUGCAUUUUGAAGUAGACGCUAUCUGACGAAGCUCGCGCUAUUUAAUGUGCACUUCCGGUUUACGAUAGCUCCGAGAUCUCCUAGGCGCGACGCGGCGCUGCGCUGAGCUGCGCGCCGUUCUAAAAAAAAUCGAACACAUUGUUUUCUAUGAGUAUACGCACACCGGCGCCACCAGGUGGCGCCUAUCCGCGCCUCCCAGCUGUGACUCAGGAAGUUGCUCAAAUCCCUGUCGCGCCACACACAUAGUUUAACAUUAAAUAACAUCAUAUUUGUCCCAAAUCAUUAACGAUUAACAUUGGCUGCUAACGUAUAUUUUGCAUUUUGAAGUAGAUGCUAUCUGACGAAGCUCGCGCUAUUUAAUGUGCACUUCCGGUUUACAAUACCUCCGAGUUGUUCUAGACGCGACUCGACGCGGCGCUGAGCUGCGCGGCCGGUGUGCGAUCCCCUUAAGUGUGGCAGCAUUGUGUCAAAAUGGUCAAAAUUUGGUCACAAACUGUCACUGGGCCAGUACCCUUAUGUGUACCAUUUAGGUACUCUUUGGUACCAUUAUAUACCUCUGAGGUACUAAUACGAACUUUAGGUACAAAGGUUACCGCCCCAGUAACAACUAGGGACCGUUUUUUGACCAUAUGACAGUGACAUUCUGAAUUUAAUCGCCACACCUGAAGUUCACACCUAGGGACAAGUUCAUGUAAUAAAACAUGAGCCAAUCAAAUCUUUCAUACACUAUGGAAAACUGUAACAGGUUACACACUGAACCAAUACAGUACCAAACACCAGCAGUCAAACGGACUCAGGACAAAAACAUCAGCCCACUGUGGAUCAAGGAUGCACUCCAUUGUAUGUUAUUGUAGAUGAUCUGCAGUACAACUGUAUGUAGCAUCAAAGGUCAAUCUGCAAAGUUGUACCUUUUUAAAUAUUAAAUAUCUUAAAAUCCAAUAUUUCUUUUGGUGCAUUUUUCAGCUGUAAAUAAAACGUGUAUUUAAACGUAUUGCACUUGUGCUCUGCCAGCAUGUUUUUAUUUGCCCAUUUGGCAAUGACUUUUAUUUUUUCUUAUUCAUUUCUGAUGCUGUCAUUUAUUGUUUUGAAAUUUUAGAAAAAGCACUAGAAAAUAGGGUAGACACAUCACAGAUGGGCUCAGGCAAAUUAGUGUCAAAGUGAUAAAUGCAGAAAGCUGUAUAUAACUGAAGCGGUGUAAAAAUACCCAUCUGGUCUGCACCUCCUACUCUGGGCUGGCGAUUAAUGAAUAGCAUUCGGUGGGACUGAAAGCCAAGGACAAUGCUAAUUUCACACAGGCAAGACUCAGCUUUGCUAAACCUGUCAUAUGUGGAGCAUGCGAUUUCUCAGAGCUAUAUAUGUCUGUCAGAAACCUGCUGCCAACAGGCUGCCAAAAAUCACUUAGAAGCGCCACCAAUAAAGUGUUAAAGAGAAUCCCUUUCCAAUCAGGCCUGAAGAUUUUGACAGCAUUAUAUGCAAAAGCUGAAAGACUUCACAAACAAACAGUUUUAAACAUGCAUCAGUGAUGAGCUUCACAUUUAAGUCCAGAGCUUAUUAAUAUUCUGAGGAUUUGGGUGGUGUUGCUUUAUUUAUUACAGUUAAAACAAAGAUCUUUAUUAUUUUUUUAAUUCACAUUGGAGUGGUUUCCCAGACAGGGAUUAGCUUAAGCCAGGACUAGGCCUUAGUUUUAUUAUAAAAAUUUAACUAGUUUUAACAAACAUGCCUUACUAAAAACAUUACUGGUGUGCAUUUUGAGGCAAAACAAAGGGGACUGAUGUAUUUUAAGAUUAUGUCAGUGCAAAUUGUUUCAGUUUAGACAGCUCUUACAUUUAUUUUAGUCUAGGACUAGUCUAAUUCCUGUUGGGAAACAUCCUCAUUUUGUUUUUAAUGUGAAUCUUGUGAAUGUAAUCCUUUACAUAAAAUACAGACUGCAAACUAUGACCAUGUUGCCCCCCAAUGAGAUCUGCCUACAUAGUUAGCUGCCUACCACCUACUGACUGGUUUGAAAUGCUUGCGUUUGGCACCAACUACAAACAGUGUUAUGCAGAGCAGACUCAACGCUCAAAUUACUUCAGUUUGACCGUGGAUGCUAGGCUACUGGAUACUCCAUUAAUAAACAUAAACAUGUAUAGCACACAAACACUGGGAAAAUGAAAGAAAUUCUUAAAGGAAACACCACCGUUUUUCAAUAUUUUAAUAUGUUCUUACCUCAACUUAGAUGAAUUAAUACAUACCUUUCUUUUUUCAAUGCGUACACUUAA